Molecule: messenger RNA, 1842 nt
Organism: Mesocestoides corti
Lineage: Eukaryota; Metazoa; Platyhelminthes; Cestoda; Cyclophyllidea; Mesocestoididae
Source: the annotation of a GenBank genome assembly
AUGCUAACGUUUGUCGUAUGUUUGGCUACUUUGCUUGCUUCUGUCUUCUUGUCUACAUUUGAGUCCCAAGUUGUGCUCGACGUCGAACCAGUGGCAUUUGUGGUCUCCCCUGCACUAGCCAAACGCGUGGUGCUUGUUGUUAUAGAUGGUUUAGGAAUGCACGCCUUCAUGGAAAACAAGAUGUCUGAAGAUUCGUUUUUGAUGCGAAUAUCCAGCUCUAAAGGCCAAGUCGGAGUAGUUAGAGCAGACGUUCCCACUGAAACGCGCCCCCGUCAUGUCGCAUUGCUUGCCGGAUUCAACGAGGACGCCUCAAAUUUGAGAAACGCCUGGAGGACAAACAUCCAACCGUUUGAUGCCAUCGUGCACCACACUCAGCGCACUUGGGCAUACGGGGACCCCGUUGCCUUGAGACCUUUCAUCCUGUCCAAUGCGGACCCACGAAGUGGGAGAUUGAAAUUCGAGCACUACGGCGAUGGUCCCCAUCACUCCGCCUACGCUGACCACUUCGUGUUGGAAAAAUUCCGAGACUUCAUAGAAACCGACCUUGACAAGUUCCUGGAGCCUGACGAACCCUCGUCAAAUGGAAGCCGUGGGAAGCUGCUCUUCCUGCAUCUCAGCUCCGUUGACGACGCAGGCCACCACGGGGGCUUCAGGGGCGCACUCUUCCACCGAGCUCUUCGAAACGCGGACUCGGUUGUGCAUGAGGUCUACAGCGUAUUGCGAGAUCGUCUCAGUGAGGAAGAGCUUGCGGCAACCGCGUUCAUCGUCACCUCGGAUCACGGGACAAAACCAAACGGUGGUCACGGAGGGGACUCGAGUGACGAAAUACACGUCCCCUUCUUUGCCUGGGGCGCUGGAAUCGCGCACACACCGAGCCCUCGCGCUUCUAGCGCGGACACAGUCGAGGGCUUUCCCGUCCUCCUGCACCAGGUUAGCGUGAGCAGCCUAAUCGCGUGUCUAUUGGGCACAACCAUCCCCUCAAAUUCUCAGGGAAGGAUCCCUGUGGAUUUGCUGAACACUAGCGUUGCCUACAAGGCCGGCCUUCUUCGAGACAAUAUUCGGCAUUUGCACAAGCUCAGACAGGCACUCCUACGCAGAGCCAAUCAGCUUUCCGCUGUGCCUUUUUUCAUGUCUAACUCAGACGUUGAGACCCCAAGUGACCUUGAAACUCUGCUGAGGACGGAAGACGCCCUGCUUACAACCAUGCCCUUUACUCUGUGGAGCGCCUGGUUUAUUAAUUUCGUCUUCUGGGAGGCUUCAGUAGUAUUGAUUUCGCUUGGUUUCGUGUUCAACAUCACACAAAAUGCCCGCUGCGGUCACCAGACGGCAAUGCGCCUGUGUUUUCGAUUCGGUGUGUUUCUACUGUCAGCUGUGGAGCUCUUUCGAGCGCGAUGGUGGCGUCUACGCGACCAACUCUUCGACAGUGCCUUGGUGGUGCGCUUCUGUUCGCUCAGGCAUUCUUUGCAGGGCUUCUACAAGCCACCGCUUUUUGGGUUGGCGGCGGCAGCGUUGACCGUCGGUGCAGUCUGUGAAGGCGCGACAUUUCGCAACAGCAAACUACUGAAUAUCCCGAUCUUCGUGCAAGUGCUGGUGCACAUGACAGCCACAUGGAGACGACGACGACGGCGAGGUGAUCGGUGUGAGCAUUCGGCGCACACACCUGCCUGCCUCCUCCUCCUCCUCAUUGCUCCUUUCGCCUUCUUCCACGGCACCGCCAAUCUCGCUUGCGCUGGCAGCUGGAUGCACGUUGAAAUGUCCCUCGCUUACUUCCUCUACAUCUCACUGGUGCCAUUCCUGUUCGCCCUGGCAUUCAGUUUGUUGGCGAUGACGCGUGCCUAUUAA